Messenger RNA from Anguilla rostrata (American eel), 5544 nucleotides. RefSeq names its product kelch-like protein 5. Gene Ontology annotation, molecular function: protein binding. Lineage: Eukaryota; Metazoa; Chordata; Actinopteri; Anguilliformes; Anguillidae. The coding region runs from base 298 to 2580 and encodes 760 amino acids. The transcript is spliced from 11 exons. The record is from RefSeq and is a predicted model, not a curated record.
GGAUGUUUGUAAAUAAUUAUUUAAGUUGAUACUAUCUGGGAAUGUGCAGGGCGCCGUUAAUGUGUGUGUGUGCCGGGGUGUCUGUGCGAAUUGGGUGAAGCGCACUUCAUCAGAGCGAGUCGGAGGAGAGCGAGCAGUGACUGCGUGCUGCGUUCAGGAGGCUGUAGAAAGGAGCCUCCUCUCUUCUAUACUCUCUCAUUCGCUACCUCUGCGAGCGUGGUGCCGAGUGCAGUUGGUGUGUCGUUGCCAAGGCGAUCACGGGCCUCUUUGCUUUCUUUGCUGGAGUGGAGAAGGGGAAUGUCUGGUUCCAGGAAGGAGUUUGACGUGAAGCAGAUUUUACGAAUUCGAUGGAGGUGGUUCGGUCACCCGACGUCUCCACCGCCCCACAGCCAGCCACUGGGCGACUUCUUUAGCGGGAGGAGUACGGGAAAUUCAGCGGAAAACUCCUCCAUGAGCGGGGGUGCCAGCAGCUCCAACAACCUUAGCAGUAGCGGUAGCGGUAGCAGUAGUAAUAAUAGUGGCGGUUCCUGCAGCAACAGCAGUGAUAAUAGAAAGUUUUUGGACUCGUCAAGUAAUUCGGUGGCUUUAGCCGCCAGUGCUUCUGGUUGCCGCCGCUCUUUUAGCCAUCAGGACUGUCGGAGCCCACCACCCCUGCCCUGGGUCGCCUCCCCACCCCCGGAGGUUCCCGUCCAGGAGUUAGCAAACGAAGGUUGCCCGGAGUCCCAGCAGCAUCCUCCGGAGGCAGAAGCAGAGGAAACCGGUGGAAGUGAAGAGGACAACAACAAUAUUGAUUCAGAUUCCAGCUCCUGCAGGACCUCGAACAGCACUCAGACCAUAUCCUCAUGCCACACCAUGGAGCCCUGCGGGCCCGAGGAGCUCUUCCAGGCCCUGAGCCACGCUGAGCACACCUUCCACAAGAUGGAGAGCUACCUGAGACACAAGCAGCUGUGCGACGUGGUGCUGCUGGCUGGGGAGCGCAGGAUCCCCGCACACAGACUGGUCCUGUCCUCGGUGUCGGAUUACUUUGCCGCCAUGUUCACCAGUGACGUCAGGGAGGCCAAGCAGGAGGAGGUGAAGAUGGAGAGCGUGGACCCAGAUGCAUUGUGGGCACUGGUGCAGUACGCCUAUUCAGGGCGCCUGGAGCUUCGGGAGGAGACUAUCGAGAGCCUGCUGUCGGCCUCCUGCCUGCUACAGCUGCCCGCCGUGGUCCAGGCCUGCUGCUCCUUCCUGGCCAAGCAGCUCCACCCUUCCAACUGCCUGGGCAUCCGCUCAUUCGCUGACGCCCAGGGCUGCGUGGACCUGCACGGGCUGGCGCACGACUACACCAUGGGCGGCCCCUCUGUUCCGCAGGAGCACUUCCUGGAGGUGGUGAGGAACCAGGAGUUCCUGCUGCUGCCCCCGGCGGAGAUGGAGAAGCUGCUCUCCUCGGACGACAUGAACGUGCCGGACGAGGAGACGGUCGUGGGCGCCCUGCUGGCCUGGGUGCAGCACGACGUGGCGCAGCGGCGGCAGCACCUGCCCGAGCUCCUGGCGCACAUCCGCCUCCCCCUGCUGGCCCCGCAGUUUCUAGUGGACAUGGAGUCGAACCCGCUGCUCCAGGAGAGCGUGGAGUGCCAGCGCCUGGUGAUGGAGGCCAUGAGGUACCACCUUCUGCCCGAGCGCCGCCCGCAGCUGCAGAGCCCUCGCACCCGGCCCCGCAAGGCCACCGUUGGCGCGUUGUUCGCCGUGGGUGGCAUGGAUGCCACCAAAGGUGCCACCAGUAUUGAGCAGUACUGCCUGCGCAGGAACGUGUGGAGGCAGGUGGCGGUGAUGAGCGGGCGGAGGCUGCAGUUCGGCGUGGCCGUGCUGGAGGACCGCCUCUACGUGGUCGGGGGGCGGGACGGACUCAAGACCCUCAACACGGUGGAGUGCUACAACCCCCGCAGCAAGAGCUGGAGCGUCAUGCCCGCCAUGUCCACUCACAGACACGGCCUGGGGGUGGCGGUGCUGGGAGGGCCCAUGUACGCCGUGGGGGGCCAUGAUGGGUGGAGCUACCUGAGCACCGUGGAGCGCUGGGACCCUCAGGCGCGGCAGUGGAGCUUCGUGGCCAGCAUGGCCACGCCCCGCAGCACCGUGGGCGUGGCCGUGCUCAACAACAAGCUGUACGCGGUGGGCGGGCGGGACGGCAGCUCCUGCCUGAGGUCGGUGGAGUGCUUCGACCCGCACACCAACAAGUGGAGCACCUGCGGUCAGAUGGCCAACCGCCGCGGCGGAGUGGGCGUGGCCACGUGGAACGGCUUCCUGUACGCCAUCGGGGGCCACGACGCGCCCGCCUCCAGCCUCGCCUCGCGGCUGUCGGACUGCGUGGAGAGGUACGACCCCAAAACAGACACCUGGACUGCCGUGGCCCCCAUGAGCAUCAGCCGGGACGCCGUGGGGGUGUGUCUCCUGGGCGACCGUCUCUACGCGGUGGGGGGCUACGACGGGCAGAUCUACCUCAACACGGUGGAAGCCUACGACCCCCAGACCAACGAGUGGACUCAGGUAGCGCCCCUGUGUCUGGGGAGGGCGGGGGCCUGCGUGGUGGCGGUUAAACUGUGACAGCCCGCCGCGGGCCGUCUCCACGGUUACUUUAAUGUGACUUCGCCGCCGUUCUCCAAAAAACUUACCUACACGGAAGACGGAAGUUUUUUUUCCAGACACGAGGCCCUGUCAUCUACUCCCCAAACGAUGAGGACUUUGCUCCUGUGGAGUUUGGUUGAACUGAUUUUGAGUUUGAGCCGAGCGGAGGCCCUGCUUCAGUCCUUCCUCUCGUCUCCAUUGGCAUGGCGGAUGGGGGGUCGUUCGCUUGUAAAGUUUCCGUGUCUCCCUCCUCACUGCUUUAACCAGCUGGGUCGAAACUAUGACGUUUAAAUGUCAAACCGUUCCCCCUGAAAGUAUUAUAAAUGCAGAGCUGGAAAGACUAGGGGUCAGAAAGUAAACGUCCUUCGAUGACUUUCUUCCACCCAUGAACUCAGCCAGCUGAUUUCACUAGUUAGUUCUCCCCCCUGGCUGAAGAAUUGUGCUAAUUAGUAAAAUCCAGGUGAUUGGAACAAAAUACUGGGGAGGACUUUUAUUUUCUGAAUCUGGAUUUUCCAUCUCUGCUUAAAUGUAAUUCAAUUUUCCUGCCAUUCAUUUUGUCCACAGCCAGUUUGGUCACAGCCAGGAUAACAGUAGCCAGACUGGAGGCAGAACUGGAAUCGUUUUUUCAAUUGUCACUAUUUUUUUUUUCUCCUUCCAGGACAUGUCUGUGACCUAAAAAGUGAAGCAGAGCUUUGUUUUUGUAUGCCUGGGCUUGCCUACAGUACAUACUUUAAAUUCCCCAGAAACUUCCUUUUGUUUUUCACUGGAGACAGAACAGAGUAAGAUGGAUGGAAGAAAACAGAAGAACAGAGUGAAAGAGAGAGAGCCAUCUAUUAGCUCCUGUCCUCCACACAGGGAAACAAUUGUAUUAGGAAGCCCAUAGAAUGAGCAGGCUGUUUCUUCAGAUGGACUUUAAUAAGAACAUGACAGAAAGGGGCCUGAUGGAAGGCAAUGUUGAGGUAAAAGCUUGGAAGAGGUGAGGAGUGAGGUAUCUCUCCCCAGGCACAGCAGCUCCAGGGUGGGCUGGGAGCCAGGGAAGGGCAGGGCGCUUGUAUGUGCUAUAUGCACCCCAGCCAGCAGGGGGCUCACUAACUAAAACUGCACAGCUCUGAAUUGCGACUUUUUCUCUCAAGAUUGUCGGCGGAGGGCCAUCUCAAUUAAUGUUAGCAAGCGCCACAUUUACAUGAAAAUGAGGUGUGGAUACUCUUGGGCCACAGUGUUGUACAUGGAGUCAUUAUGAGGGUGCCAAGAUGGAUUGCAAAACAUCUGUACAUCUGUCAAUCUUCUAUGUAAGAGGUGGAACGGGGGGUGGAGGUCAUGCGGUGCAAAGCUGUCCACAGCAUAUUGGCCACAAUAAAUACACAGAUGCUGUGCGGUGGCAAAACAUCAAUGCUGUUUUAAUUAGGUAAUACAGUUUGUGAAGUCCCCGAACUGAUCCAAAUGUGCUGAUGGAGCAACAAAACAUGGUUAAAACUAGAGCUGGCAUUAUUGCAUUUAGUAUUUUAUUUUAUUUGACUUUUUUUGCUGCCUCAUCAUUGUUCGUUUGGAGAUAAAUGCAGGAACUGUUAGCUGCAGGAGUUUGGUGUGCACAAUUUUUUUUUACCACUUGUAAAUUGAGGAGACAUUUUGAGGCAUUUUUAACGUAUUUAUUUGUUCAGGAAUAACCGUUAACUGAGAAGAUAACUGUGUGUAAGGCUGGUGGUGUGGACACAGUAAAAUUCCCAGUGUUAAAUUGACACUAACAGAGUGCACUGACCAUAUUUACUCUGUAAGGGUUGAUUUAACACUGAAAGUUUCACUGUGUAACUAACAGGGGCUGUUUAGAUUGUGGUGUAGGCAGGAGUCUUAGGCUGAAGUAUUGAUUGCAUUUUCAGUUCCUGCUAGACCUUGAAUUCGAGCAUCCUUCUCAUCAUGGUUGCUGAUGUCGAGGCAUUGUUCUGAAUAUGUGGGUAAAAAAUCACUACUGUAACAGACUGGGGCCCAUGGUAACUUGAUGUGGCCUUUUUUUCCACAAAUAAUUAAUGUUGGGGGCCUCCUGAGUGGAAAAUUCCCAUUGAGGGACUUACUCUUUGUGCAGUUAUCUGACCUACGCUCUGACUUAAAGUUCCAUAAGACAGCGCAUCACUUGCUAUAGGGUUUCGUAGGGAGGGAGGGAGGGGCUAUGCUAGGGGAGUGUUGCCCACCUCAUCGCUCAUUGUCAACUCUCAUAGCUGAUUGGUUCAAGCCACAACCUGCCUGUGCUGGCUGCGUCAUUGGUCAAUCCUCAUAGCCCGGCAUCAACAUAAGAAAAGUCAACUGGCUGCACACAUUUCAUGCUUGUGUGCUCACUCCUGAAUUGACAGAUGCCAUUAUAAUACGGCAAGCUGUGAUUGGGCAUUUCAAACCUGGGAAGAAAUACUGGAAAAAUUCUGAUGGCUGUUGGAAUGUUGUCAAUUUGGAGUUUGUGGAAAAAGUACUUUGAUCAGGCUGUUUGUCUACAGGACCUUAACACUCAGGUACCUAUACUAGAGCCAGCUUGACUUUAAAACAUCCUUUGUUUUGCCUAUAUUCACACAAAAAAAGAACAACACUUUCUCCAUCCAUGCAUUGCUUCAAGGUCUAUAUGAUGUGUGCCAAACAAAUUAUGUUAAUGGAAGAGGAAUGUGAAUAAUUAGUUGGCAUCACUUCCUUCCUGGUUUUUAAGAAGAAAAUCAUUUGGCAGAUGUAUUACAUUCUGUCUCCAUUUGGCUGUGUGGAGCUCCAUUUUGAGAGGACCAAGUCUCUGUCCUCUGUGACAAUGUAGUGUUGCCAACUGGAAAUUUGAAUGUUAAAAAAAAACUGUGUAGCAUCUCCAUAAUUUGUAGAAAAUGUUUAUUGUGAAACUUAUUGUACAUUGAUUUUAUACAGGCGCUGACAAACUGAACUGUUGUUUCAUCUGCAUAAUAAACUGUGUGUACAGGUUAA